This is a messenger RNA of Diospyros lotus (date-plum), 1864 nucleotides long. RefSeq names its product patellin-4-like. Gene Ontology annotation, molecular function: lipid binding. The transcript is spliced from 5 exons. NCBI's taxonomy places the organism in Eukaryota, Viridiplantae, Streptophyta, Magnoliopsida, Ericales, Ebenaceae. The record is from RefSeq and is a predicted model, not a curated record. Bases 195 to 1643 code for a protein of 482 amino acids.
GCUAGCACGACCUUCGGGAAAAAGAAUCCCAACGGCUCUCCUCAGCAUGCGCUGGCUUCCAGACCAAACAUGUUACCGUUAUGUGGGCCCCUUGUGAGUCUCCCCAGAAUAUAUGGCCGUUGCUCAGCUCACCAAACCACCCACGCAUUGAAAUUAAGUGAUCUCUUUCAUUCUUCAGUUGCAUUCAAGUCAAGAUGACUGUGGAGGUUAAAGCCGAGGAAACCCAGGUGGCCGAAGUUGUUGACUCGGAGCAACCACACGCAAUGGAGGAUUUAAAGGUGGAAGAAUCGAAGGCGAGGGCAGUCGAGAAGAGUUCUUCCUUCAAGGAGGAGAGCAACUUUCUCUCUGAUCUGAAAGAGCAUGAGAAGAAGGCCCUGAACGAGCUCAAAUCCAAGCUCGAAGAGGCCAUUAUCGGAGACAAUCUCUUCAAGAAAGAGCAGCACCAAGAGAAGGAGAAAACUGUGCCAGAAGAGACGGCAAAAGAAGAGGACAACCCUGUGAAGGAAAAGGAUGAAGAAGAACAGGAGAAACCAGCCCAAGAAAGUGAAGAAGAAGAAGCUGUUGAAUCUGUAAAAGGCCUCGAAAGUGGUGAAGUUGACAAGGAUGUUUCGCUUUGGGGAAUACCCCUUUUGCCUAGCAAGGGUUCCGAGCGUUUAGAUGUGCUUCUCCUGAAGUUUUUGAGGGCUAGGGACUUCAAGGUGAAUGAUGCAUACCAGAUGCUCGAGAAAACACUUCAAUGGAGGAAGGACUUCAAGGCUGAUUCAAUCUUGGAUGAGGAUUUGGGCGCUGAUCUGGCCCCAGUUGGCUAUAUGAGCGGCAUUGAUCGCGAAGGCCACCCCAUCUGUUACAACAUUUUUGGGGCACUAGGUAGUGAGGAGCUCUACCAGAAGGUAUUCGGGAGCCAGGAGAAGCGCGAGCUGUUCUUGAGAUGGAGGUUCCAGUUGAUGGAGAAGGGUAUCCAGAAGCUUGAUUUCAAGCCCGGUGGUAUAAAUUCGUUGCUUCAGAUCAAUGAUCUCAAGAACGCGCCGGGCCCAUCGAAGAAGGAGCUGAGGGCAGCCACAAAGCAAGCUGUUGGGCUUCUCCAGGACAACUACCCUGAAUUUGUGGCAAGAAAUAUAUUCAUCAAUGUCCCUUUCUGGUACUACGCCUUCAAUGCCCUGUUAUCUCCUUUCAUAACGCAAAGAACCAAGAGCAAAUUUGUGGUUGCUCGCCCCGGGAAGGUCACCGAGACCCUGCUCAAGUACAUCCCAGUGGAGGAAAUUCUCAUCAAAUAUGGUGGCCUCAAAAGGGACAACGACUUUGAGUUCUCACUGGAAGAUGGCAAAGCCACGGAACUUGUCAUCAAGGGCGGAUCAAAAGACACCAUUGAAAUACCCACAGCAGAGGUUGGAAGCAAAUUCAUCUGGGAUCUCACAGUUUUGGGCUGGGAAGUGACCUACAAGGAGGAAUUUGUCCCCAGCGAUGAGGGCUCUUACACCAUCAUUGUUCAGAAGGUGAAGAAGAUGAACUGCAAUGAAGAAGCGGUUCGCAACAGUUUCAGGAACAAUGAACCUGGGAAAAUUGUGCUGACAAUUGGGAAUCCAUCCAGCAAGAAGAAGAAGGUUUUCUACCGAUACAAGACCCAGAAAAGUGUCUGCUUCUGAAAGAUACAUAUAUUGAUUAUAUAUUUGUGCUACAUAUACAUUCAAUACUGUUUAUAGCUGUUCUUCAAGUUUGGAUUGAGAGAGUGUGCUAGGUGAAGAGUGAGCAGCUCACUAUUUUAUGUUGGAUUUUUUAUUUCUUGAGAUUCAUUCUUUGGGGACAUAAUGAUCAUUCUUUUAUUGAUUUGCAUGCAACAUUUUUUGUAAUCAGUUUUCCAACAUGC